This is a messenger RNA of Cajanus cajan (pigeon pea), 2016 nucleotides long. RefSeq names its product Nuclear transport factor 2 (NTF2) family protein with RNA binding (RRM-RBD-RNP motifs) domain-containing protein. Gene Ontology annotation, cellular component: ribonucleoprotein complex; cytosol. NCBI's taxonomy places the organism in Eukaryota, Viridiplantae, Streptophyta, Magnoliopsida, Fabales, Fabaceae. Gene Ontology annotation, molecular function: mRNA binding. The record is from RefSeq and is a predicted model, not a curated record.
UAAAGGCAUCUUAGAGAAAAAGAAAAAGAAAAAGCAACAGCAGGAGUCAUCGUCUCUUGUGAUCUCCGAACACAACACAAACUAAGCUCAGAAUCUUUACUCUCUCUCUCCUCCCACGCCCUUCAAGGACUCUGUCGUGUCGAUCUCUCUCUCUGUUUUGUAAAUCGUGUCUUCCACCAAUCAGGUACGCACAUGGCAAUGCCAGAAACAAGCCCUGCCACCACUCCCAGUGCUCAAGUUGUUGGCAAUGCCUUUGUGGAGCAAUAUUAUCACAUUUUGCACCAAUCCCCAAACUUGGUGCACAGGUUUUAUCAGGAUUCAAGUUUCUUAAGCAGAUCAGACAGCAAUGGUGUGAUGACAACUGUGACAACUACAAAGGAAAUCAAUGAAAAGAUUAUCUCCCUGAAUUAUGAAGAUUAUACAGCAGAAAUAAAAACUGCAGAUGCUCAGGAGUCAUAUGAGAAAGGUGUGAUAGUUUUAGUAACUGGAUGCUUAACUGGGAAGGAUAAUGUGAGAAGGAAGUUCUCACAGACAUUCUUUCUGGCUCCACAAGAUAAAGGAUAUUAUGUCUUAAAUGACGUCUUUAGGUACAUUGAGGAGAAUGAUACACCACAAUUAAAUUCUGCCUCGGUAAAUGUCAUCAAUGAAAAUGCUGAGGCAGUGCAUGUGCCAGAAUCAGAGGAUAUGCAUGCUCCUGAACAUCUUGUGGAAGACACUUCAACUUUGGCAGAGGGUGAAAACCUUGAUAAUGGUGCUGAAGUUUAUAAUCCUCAGGAUGAGGACGAAGGAUCUGUUAUUGAUGAAGAGGUUGCUGAACCCCCUACUGAUUUAAGUCAGAAUGAUGUUGUUACAGUUCAUGAUUCAACUUCUGCUAUCCAGGAUGAUGCACCAAGGAGAUCAUAUGCAGCCAUUGUAAUGAAAAGUAACACAGCAUCCGGUCAUGUCUAUGUUCCUAGCCGAGCUGCAAGAAUGGCAUCUGCUAAACCCAGUGAACAAUGGCCUAGUACUGCCAAAUCAACUCCUGCACCUGAGGCAUAUAUUGGUGCUCCUAGCAGUGAUAGUGUACCUGGAAGUAGUGAUGUUCAUGAAGAAGUUGAAGGUCACUCCAUAUACAUACGGAACUUGCCAUUUAAUGCAACAGUUGAACAACUUGAAGAGGUCUUUAAGAAAUUUGGUCCUAUUAAGCAUGGUGGCAUCCAAGUUAGAAGUAGCAAGCAUGGAUUCUGUUUUGGCUUUGUUGAAUUUGAGGAUUUGAGUUCCAUGCACAGUGCACUUGAGGCUUCCCCUAUCACUGUUGGCGAGCGACAAGCUGUUGUGGAGGAAAAGAGAACUACUACACGAGUCAGCGGUAGUGGGAGAGGGAGGUAUCCUUCAGGAAGAGGUGGAUUCCGAAGCGACAGUUUCAGGGCGCGUGGGAAAUUUGGUGGUGGACGGGGUUAUGGCAGAAAUGAAUUCAGAAACCAAGGAGAAUUCUCAGGGCAACCUAGGAGUUCUCAACGGCCAAAUCAAAAUGGAGGUGGGCGUGGUGGACGUCAAGGUGUGGGGAAUCGAAAUGCUACACCACCAGCUUCAGCAGCAUGAUCAUAUUGGCUAAUGAAAUAAGAAAAAAAAAAACAAUACAAAGAAGCUGGUGGGUUGAUUAUUAUUAUUAUUUUUUUUUUAUAGGAAAAGGAAGCCAAACACCUUUUUCUUUUCCCCUUGUUUAGGUACAAGUUCAGGUUUCUGAUUUUCCUCGGUGCAAUCAUUCAAUGGAAGAUUAGUGGGUUCAUUAGUACUUGCAGAAGUGUUUUGGAUAGUUCAUGUAUUUUUUCCAUUACCAAUACACUUCUCUGCUUCCAUUUUGCUAAGUUAUUGAGCUAGAACGUUCCUCCGAUUGAGUUGUCACAUCAAUCUCUGUUGUGGAAGAUUUAUAUGUAAAUUGGUACUAUGUGUAUUCUUUUCCUUUUUAUUUUUUCAUAAACCUAAUGGAAACUGUCUACGAUUUUCACCGAUAAGCCUAGAGCGAGUGUAGCAGGA